Messenger RNA from Limanda limanda (common dab), 2946 nucleotides. Its product is annotated as ribosome biogenesis protein wdr12. The record is from RefSeq and is a predicted model, not a curated record. Bases 102 to 2249 code for a protein of 715 amino acids. NCBI's taxonomy places the organism in Eukaryota, Metazoa, Chordata, Actinopteri, Pleuronectiformes, Pleuronectidae. Gene Ontology annotation, cellular component: PeBoW complex; small-subunit processome; box C/D methylation guide snoRNP complex. Gene Ontology annotation, molecular function: protein binding; snoRNA binding. Gene Ontology annotation, biological process: maturation of 5.8S rRNA from tricistronic rRNA transcript (SSU-rRNA, 5.8S rRNA, LSU-rRNA); ribosome biogenesis; maturation of LSU-rRNA from tricistronic rRNA transcript (SSU-rRNA, 5.8S rRNA, LSU-rRNA). The transcript is spliced from 20 exons.
GACUCAGGGAGCAGCAGCAGCGUGGACAGCGGGGAACGUGCACGCUUCCUGCGCAGAGAACAAGUGAAAAGUUCACGAACAAGAACCGAGCCGCUGCCAAAAUGCUCGUGUUAUUCGAAACAGCCGCUGGCUACGCGAUCUUCAAGGUCCUCGAUGAAGCCAAGCUGCAGGAGAUCGACAACCUGCACAAGGAGUUUGAAACUCCUGAAAAGGCGAAUAAAAUUGUGAAGCUGAAGCACUUUGAGAAGUUUCAGGACACAACAGAGGCCUUGGCAGCUGUCACUGCCCUUGUUGAGGGAAAAAUGGGCAAGAGUUUGAAGAAAGUGCUGAAGAAGGUCGUGGCCAAGGACGCGCACGAGCAGCUGGCGAUCAGCGACGCCAAACUAGGUGGCGUUAUAAAAGACAAGAUGGACCUGAGCUGUGUCCACAACCCUGCUGUGGCCGAACUGAUGAGAUGCAUCAGGAGCCAGAUCGAGGCUCUCGUCACUGGACUUCCUCCCAGGGAGAUCAGUGCCAUGUCUCUGGGGUUGGCUCACAGUUUGUCACGCUACAAGCUGAAGUUCAGUCCGGACAAAGUGGAUACUAUGAUUGUUCAGGCCAUUUCUCUUCUUGAUGACCUGGAUAAAGAGCUCAACAACUACAUCAUGCGUUGUAGAGAGUGGUACGGCUGGCACUUCCCAGAGAUGGGAAAGGUCAUCACAGACAACUUGAUCUACUGCAAAACUGUCCGCAAAAUCGGUUUUCGUACCAACGUGGCCGGCUCUGACCUGUCGGACCUUCUCCCCGAGGAAAUUGAGGCCGAGUUGAAACUGGCUGCUGAGAUCUCCAUGGGAACAGAAGUGUCGGAACAAGACAUCGGCAACAUUAGGCACCUUUGUGAUCAGGUGAUUGAUAUUUCAGAUUAUCGCACUCAGCUGUACGACUACCUCAAGAACCGAAUGACGGCGAUCGCCCCCAACUUGACUGUAAUGGUGGGUGAGCUGGUUGGUGCCCGUCUCAUCUCACAUGCUGGUUCCCUCCUGAAUUUGGCCAAGCAUCCGGCCUCCACGGUGCAGAUCCUCGGAGCAGAGAAGGCUCUGUUUAGAGCCCUGAAGACCCGCAAAGACACACCCAAGUACGGUCUCAUUUACCAUGCCUCUCUAGUGGGCCAGACCACUGCCAAGAACAAGGGCAAGAUCUCCAGAAUGCUGGCGGCUAAAGCAUCACUGGCUAUUCGUUAUGAUGCCCUGGGAGAAGACACAAACGCAGAAAUGGGAAUAGAGAACCGUGCCAAGCUGGAGGCCAGGCUGCGGCAGCUGGAGGAUAAAGGAAUCCGAAGAAUAAGUGGAACAGGCAAAGCGAUGGCACAGGCAGACAAAUACCAGCACAAGAGUGAAGUAAGAAUUUAUGAUCCAGCUGGCGAUUCUACUAUUCCCUCCACCUCAAAGAAGAGGAAGUUUGAGGAGGUGGAGGAGGAGGAGGCUGAAGAGCCUAAAACGCCUGCGGCCAAAUCCAAAAAGGCCAAAAAGGAGCCAGUAGCAGAAGAAGAAGAAGCAGAAGCGGCAGCGGAGGAGACUCCCAAGAAAAAGAAGAAAAAGAAGGACAAGAAAGCAGAAACGGCAGUAGAGGAACCAAAGGAGGAAGAGGAGGAGGUAGCAAUACCAGAGGCCGACGAGGUUGAAGAACCUGCUGACAGACCGAGGAAGAAGCAGAAGACUCAGCAGCUCGGCCUGACCAGGACUCCCCUGAUGACGCUGUCCGGCCACAACGAGGCGGUGUCCUCCGUCCUCUGGUGCGACAGUGAGGAGGUUUGCAGUGCAUCCUGGGAUCACACCAUCCGUGUGUGGGAUAUCGAGACUGGAGGAGUGAAGACAACGCUGACGGGCAGUAAAGUGUUUAACUGCAUCUCCUACUCCCCCCUGUGUCGACGACUGGCCUCUGGGAGCGCUGACAGACACAUCAGAUUGUGGGACCCCCGCACCAAAGACGGGUCGCUGGUGCUGCUGUCGCUCACCUCUCAUACUGGCUGGGUCACCGCCGUGAAGUGGGCGCCCACACAUGAGCACCAGCUGGUCUCUGGCUCCCUGGACAACCUUGUCAAACUGUGGGACACCAGAAGUUGUAAGGCGCCUCUGUACGAUCUGGCAGCCCAUGAGGACAAAGUGUUUUGUGUGGACUGGACAGAAAGCGGGCUGAUGUUGAGUGGAGGAGCAGAUAACAAGUUGUACACCUACAAGUACGCAGCCUGUCAGACAGACGCGGGGGCGUAGACGAGGACUUCAGAGACUCCAUCACCACGGAUGUACAGAAUGGACAGACCUGCACGCAUUCACAAUCAGCGUGGCAGAACUUUGAAUUGUAGAAACUUUGUUUGCUUUGUUCUUCACUGUCCUGGUUGUUUUUACCCCAUUCAGUUUUUACACAUAUUUCAUUGUGGGUCCUCUUUGUUUCCCUGUAACUCAAGAAAAUUAUAAAUAUAUGUCCUCUCUGAAAAUGUUGCCACCUGGACUCAACGUUGCAUUUCAUUUUAUUUCUGUACAUCUGCUCAUUCGUGCUAUUAUCAUUGGCAUGUGGCAUUAGUGCAAUGCUUAAAAUCCAGUAGAUACACAUGAGGAGGUUUAUCUAAUGUUACAUGACCAGACUGCUGGUUCCAGACAGGCUCAUUUAGAUUAGUUGAACCUUCCAGCAUGAAUCUGCAGAAGAAGAAUCUGCAGAAAUUACGAGAUGAAGUUGUGUCAAAGGAAAGUUUUUAACAUCAUGAGGCUGUAGUGGAAGCGAAGGGACUUUUCAUUAUCAGUAAGGUUUUCUUAAUAAAGUGACCAGUGAGUGUUAUUCUUUUGUUUUCCUCGAGGUAGAAUCAUUUUAAACAAACACUUAAUGACCAUUUAAAAACAACUGAAUUAGCAAAGUAAUGUCAUGAGUGACUAUAUGUAUCUUAUAAUGAAUAAACAGGAUAUAACACAUUUA